UCAAGACAGCUCCCCUGCCCACGCGCUCCCCUGCGUUUGCCUGCCACUCGUUAUCCUCCGCCGCCGACCUCUCGCCGUCCGACGCAUCCCGCAGCGGUCUUCGUCGGGCUCGGGAUUCACUGAGGUCGACGGCGCCCAGGUGCAGGUGCUUGCGGCCAUCCCCUCGUCGGAGCUCGGCGAGCUUCCCUCAGCCCGAGUGUGACGCUUCGCUCCGUCCCUGCUCCGUUCCUCCGUGGAUCCAAGAUAAGUUUGAGUUCAGUUCAGUUCAGACAGCAGUGAACCCCCUCCUUCAAUCAGCAGACACAAGCACAGGGACCAUCUUCCCUGCUAUCCUUCACAGGGACCGGCACAUCUCCGCCGACCAAGCACCAAUCAUCUACACUAUCUUUGAGUGGGAACGGAGCAGCAGGGCCUAGGAAAUACACGUUCAGAUUCAGCCAGCAAACUUGCAAUCGUUAAUAGAAUGGCACCACAAAUACUCACACGUUUUCAGGUUCACCCAAAACUGGCAAGCAGCAAGGAAAAGAGCUACACACCUAAUCACUAGUGAACUACAGGGUCACCCACUCAACUUUUCAGUUCAGAUGCCAAUGGGUUUACGGCUCAUAGCUAGAAAUAUGGGCUGAAUGCUGAAACUGCCUGUCUAUGCACUCAAUUGCUGUAUUGAUUUCCACCAUCUCUCACCGACUGUAAAAAAUCCCACCUCUCAGCAAGAGCUCAAGUCUCAACACCUAGUGUCUUUAGGCUGGAAAUACUUUAUUGAUGAAAGUGGCUUACUCUUCAGUGCUGUGUAUAUAUAUUGUUGGCACAGAACUGAGCUUCUCGAAAUAUCAUGAGUGGGAAUCUCGUCCUGUUCCAGGACAGAACAAAGCAUGCAGUAUACAUUAACAAGAAUUUAAAAGAUUUCACAGAAGAUGCUAUUGAAAGAAUUACUAGCAACUACAGCAUUCCUAUCGGAAAAGGUGGUUUUGGAGAAGUCUUUAAAGGAGUCCUUGAUGAUGAGCUAGUUGCUGUGAAGAGAUAUAUCCGCCAAGAGUUGAGAGAAGAGUUUAUGGAUGAAGUAAGCAUCCAUAGUCAAAUGAGCCACAGGAACGUGGUGAAUCUCAUUGGCUAUUGUAUUGGGGAAAAUACCCUAACAAUGGUAACUGAGUUUAUCUCCAAAGGAAACCUCGAUGACAUACUCCACAACAGUAGUACUUCCAUCCCUUUGGAUAUAAGAUUGGGUAUUGCUAUAGGCUGUGCAGAAGCAUUGAGCUACAUGCAUUCGAUGCAUUUAUCAGGUGACAACCUUGUAUGUCAUGGCGAUAUUAAACCUGCCAACAUACUUCUAGAUGCCAAUCUUACAGCAAAAGUAUCAGAUUUUGGACUGUCGAGGCUUCUUUUAGGAGGCAUCACUCAAUACACUAGGAAUGUAAAAGGAAGUAUAGAUUACAUGGAUCCUAUAUAUCUUCGAGAGGGACGUCUUACCCCAAAGAGUGAUGUAUAUAGUUUUGGAGCUGUGCUCUUGGAAUUAAUAGCUAGGAAAAGGGUAAAAGAGGGUAGCUGUAGCCUCAUAUCGACUUUCAGUAAUGCCCGUGGUAAAGGUGAAUGGUCGAGGGACCUUUUUGACAGAGAAAUAAUUAGUGCAGGCAAUAUAAAGAUUCUUGAGGAAAUAGGAAAACUGGCAACUGAAUGCCUGACAUUGGACAUUCAUAAACGUCCCAGAAUUACUGAUGUGGCUAAACGCCUUUUAUUGCUGUGGAGACAAGAAAAACGGGAGUUCUUUUUUAGAACAGAAAGUGUUGGCACAAGCAACUUAAUGAGAUGUUUGGGCAGUUUUGAGAUGGAUGUUGCCAAUUCUGAGAUACUAGCAAAGCUUGGCAACAUGCGAUUUUUCACUGAGAAGCAGCUAAUUGAAGUCACACGGAACUUCUCAUGUCUAUGUAGUGAAGGUUGGUUAGCUGAGGUCUACAAAGGCACUCUAGAGGAUAACACAGUGGUGGCAGUAAAGAAAUCUGUUGAUGCAUAUGAGGAGCAUAUAAUUCAUUUUGUCAAUGGAGUGAUGAUCCAUGCUCAACUCAUCCACACGAAUAUCAUCAAACUGUUCGGCGUCUGCUUGGAGGUUGGUAUUCCAAUUUUCCUAUAUGAGUAUGCUGCUGAAGGCAAUCUUUCAGACCUCCUGAAUGGUAGCAAACAUUUCCCCCUGGAAUUGCGGCUGGAGAUUGCAAUCGGAACUGCAAAAGCAUUAGCAUACAUGCACUCAUCUGAUUCUGGUUGCAUCAGACAUGGUAGUGUCAACCCUUCCAAUAUACUUCUAGAUCAUAACUUCUCGCCAAAGGUCUCAGGUUUUUCACUCUCAAGGGCGCUUACCAUUGAGUACAAUUAUGAUGACUCUGUAGUCGUUCAAAGGCACUACAGCGACCCAAGCUUCGUACAAUGUGGGCUUCUUACAGUCAAAAGCGAUGUGUACAGCUUCGGGAUUAUUCUCAUGGAACUCAUUAGCAGGAAGCUCUCAACAUAUGAUGAAGAUUGUGAACUAACAGACCUUGUUAUCCUGUAUAACAAAGCAUAUGAUUCAGAGAAGAGAGGAGCGGCGAUGUUUGAUAAGGAUAUCACAGCCGAUAAAGACAUCAUACUGCUUGAAGACAUUGGGAAGCUAGCAAUUGAGUGCACGAAACUGGGACCAGAUCUUAGGCCAACAAUGAAGGAGGUGGCAGAACGCCUCGAGAUUCUUAGAGCAUCUUGGGGCAAAGCUAGCCAAGGGAGGUAGUUGGAUCUGGGGCUAUGGCAAAUGCCACUGGAAGGAGGACAACCCUGUUUAAAACAUUUGUGCCGCUGAAGCUUCAUGAUUACCGCUCUCUGAGCUCAGCUCACAAUUCUAAUAUUGUUUUGUUUUGUAGUGUUAUGAUUUAUGUAAUCUUGGUGGAGAAGCAUCAAGCCUUUUGCUGUAAUCUUGUCUGGAUGUGUGUG
Messenger RNA from Triticum dicoccoides, 2949 nucleotides. Its product is annotated as probable receptor-like protein kinase At1g30570. Gene Ontology annotation, biological process: protein phosphorylation; cell surface receptor signaling pathway. Gene Ontology annotation, cellular component: plasma membrane. NCBI's taxonomy places the organism in Eukaryota, Viridiplantae, Streptophyta, Magnoliopsida, Poales, Poaceae. The transcript is spliced from 5 exons. The record is from RefSeq and is a predicted model, not a curated record. Gene Ontology annotation, molecular function: ATP binding; protein serine/threonine kinase activity. Bases 833 to 2749 code for a protein of 638 amino acids.